Messenger RNA from Microcebus murinus (gray mouse lemur), 234 nucleotides. It is a transcript of the gene DEFB135, whose product is annotated as defensin beta 135. Gene Ontology annotation, biological process: innate immune response. Gene Ontology annotation, cellular component: extracellular region. The record is from RefSeq and is a predicted model, not a curated record. Lineage: Eukaryota; Metazoa; Chordata; Mammalia; Primates; Cheirogaleidae.
AUGGCCAUGAGGAGCGUGCUCUUGGUCCUUGUGGUCCUUGUCUUGCUCUCCUAUGUUCCACCAGUUAGAAGUGGACCCAAUGUAUACUUAAGACGUGCUUUUGCUUCAUGUUGGCGAUUGAAAGGUUCUUGCAAGACAAAGUGUGGAACAAAAGAGCUGUAUCAUAUUAUGUGUGAUACCAGAACUUUGUGCUGUAUAAAUAAAAAGGAUUUGCCGAUAUUGGUUGGGAAAUAG